AUGGUUGCUCCGCUCGGACUGAGAAGUCUGAUGCCGUACAAUCGACCGCCUCCCGAGCGGCGGUCACGACAGCCAGACCGGUUUUACUCGGUGGACCAAGCCAAUGUCUACCACUCCGAAGCAAAUAGCACUAUCCAGAAGGACUUGACCGAGAUGGCACUGUCUCUGUUGCCGCCCCACGUCGUGUCCUCGCCAAUGCUCGACAUGGGCUGCGGCACUGGCUUGUCCACGCAGCACCUUCCGCCACACUCUGUGGGAGUCGACGUGAGUUUGUCCAUGCUGCAGCUCGCUAGAUCGUCCAACUCGCUGACACCGUCAUCCUACGUGUGUGGUGCUGCCUUCUCGCUGCCGUUCCGUUCGCACACAUUCGACCAUGUCAUCUCCAUCUCAAUGUUGCAGUGGUUAUCUCCAGACCAACUAACUCAAUGCUUCAUGGAAAUCGCCCGUGUACUCACACCACGGGGCUCCGCCGUCUUGCAAGUCUACCCCAUCGAUCUGGAUCAUGCCAAUGAGAUGCUCGCGGCGGCGGCCAAGGCCACCAACUCAUCACCCGUCCUUGUCGCGGAUUUCCCCCACCCAAACAGCGCCGUCAAGUGGUUUCUCUGUGUGGAUGCAUGUGCGUCUCCGCUAUCGUCGGCUUUCGGCCAUGAUAAGUGUCCAUUGGCCCGCCGCCUCGAUGGGACCUGUGCGUAUCGGUACCGCCAUCGGCGGGGCUUGGAAUACGGACGACUGCUUCACGAGCAUGUGCAAUAUGCAUGGCACGCCUACCGCAAAGUCAAGCGAGACAUGCAGUGGCAUGGCCGUGAGUCGCAUGAAAGCGGCGCGGCCAAGGCAGCGCCGACAAGGCAUAACAAAGAACGUCGCGUGUUUCCCAAUGAAGCGCGGCUCGUCCAUCGGCUUGUAGAAGAGUUGCCAACAACAAAUGACACGGGGUUGACGUUGGAUGACUUGAAAGCAAACGCGAAAACAGUCGCCGAGAUCAUGCAUGCUACGUUUGAGUCGCUGGAAUAAUAUGCUCGGCAAGGUUACGUCAGAUUGCUGAUCUGUCCAGACCACCUAAUACAGAGGUAGUACCUGUGUAACGUUAUUAAUCCAUUCAUUCAAUACAGUAGCUAACCAGUCUUAGCUGUGUGUACUUCUCACACAUGGCAA
This is a messenger RNA of Aphanomyces astaci, 1152 nucleotides long. RefSeq lists its product as hypothetical. The record is from RefSeq and is a predicted model, not a curated record. Gene Ontology annotation, molecular function: rRNA (guanine) methyltransferase activity. Gene Ontology annotation, cellular component: nucleolus. Gene Ontology annotation, biological process: rRNA (guanine-N7)-methylation. The coding region runs from base 1 to 1011 and encodes 336 amino acids. NCBI's taxonomy places the organism in Eukaryota, Oomycota, Saprolegniomycetes, Saprolegniales, Verrucalvaceae. The transcript is spliced from 2 exons.